AUGCCGCCACUUCUGCACCUCUCCCUGGGUGAACCCAGGCGACUUUCUCUCACCCGCAAACUUGUUUUGCUAGUUAUGUUCUGUUUUGCUCAGUUUUUGGAUACCUUGAAUACUGCAGCUCUCUUUUCUGCCAUCCCUACAAUCGAGGCAUCCAUGGGUAUGUCCGAAACUCAAUCUACUUGGGUAAUUAGUGCAUUCCGAUUAACUUUUUCAUCGUUCCUGCUUAUUAGUGGACGUCUUAGCGACGUAUACAACCCAAAAACUGUGUUCAUUGGAGGAGUGUCCAGUCUCGGAGUCCUCUCGCUGUGCGCCGGAUUUGUUGUCGACACAAUUCCGCUUCUUGUUGUCAGAGCAAUCACUGGAAUAGCUUCUUCAAUGACCAUUCCCUCUGCCCUAAAACUCCUGGUCAGGGUAUUUCCCGAUCCGCUUGAACAAGCCCGGGCAGUUGGGUUCUUCGGAGGCUGUGGUGCGGUUGCCAACGUGGGCGGCCUCGUAGUCGGUGCAGUGUUUGUCCAAUGGGCAUCUUACCACUGGGUCUUCUGGUAUGUAGCCUGCGCGGCUUUUCCGGUGGCUCUGGUUUGUGUUUUCAUGAUACCGUCACAAAUUGGAGAGACUUCGGGCACUCUUGAGCCCAUAGGGGCGAAAUGGAAAACUCUUGAUUUAGUCGGCGUAGGCAUUUUAACUGUUGCUUUCAUCUUAUUCAUCUUCUCUGUGACAUCCGGUUCCACUGAUGGUUGGAAAUCUCCGAUGGUGUUGGUCCUCCUGAUCAUUUCAGUUUUAAUGGUCGUUGGGUUUUUCUACUGGGAAACACUCUUGCCUGUGGGCCGAGCUGCGAUACCACCUCAGACGUGGUUCUACAACAACUUCUCCGUUUUGUUCGCCGUCGCACUUAUGCCAUACUUGUGGUGGAACGCGGUGAUGUUGAUUUUUAGCAUGAUGUGGCAAAACGUGUUUUACUGGUCGGCAAUAUCGUCGGCCGUCCAUAUGUUGCCGCUCGGUAUCAUAGCCUUGGCUGCGAGUUUCACUGGAUCACUUUCUCGCAUCUUUAGUCCGAAGUGGAUCAUUCUUACCAGUCUAUCAUUUUGCAUGGUCGGUACUGUUUUGCUGGCGCUCGGUGGGGGGAGGCCCGAAAAUUAUUGGCCGUAUGUGUUCCCAGCAUUUGUACUUGGCAGCGCGGGAGUCAUGAUGACUUUUACACAUACGAACAUUGCUAUUUUCCAAGCUGCGCCUUCGUCCAUGUCCGGCACAGUUGGUGCCAUGUUCAACGGCGCGCUUCAACUUGGAUCCGCAAUUGGCCUCGCUGCCUCAAGCGUAAUAGAGACAUCCGUGGAGGCCACCCAUGGUGGUUCGCAUGACUACGCCGGACGAGCUGCGUCGUUUUGGUUCCUCCUUGGGAUUGUUGCUCUUCAAUUCAUCUUGAUAUCGAUCUUUUAUGACCGCAGUACGGACCACAAACCUCAACCAAAGUAUGACGGCCCCGCUCAUUCCACACAACCUAGCCCGGACUGUGACGAAAAGAGCGACACGAACGUAACCAUCAUGCCUGAAGUAAACUAA
Molecule: messenger RNA, 1557 nt
Organism: Suillus clintonianus
Lineage: Eukaryota; Fungi; Basidiomycota; Agaricomycetes; Boletales; Suillaceae
Product: major facilitator superfamily domain-containing protein
Exons: 9
Coding region: 1-1557 (518 amino acids)
Biological process (GO): transmembrane transport
Cellular component (GO): membrane
Molecular function (GO): transmembrane transporter activity
Source: RefSeq, a predicted model, not a curated record